This is a messenger RNA of Daucus carota subsp. sativus, 1950 nucleotides long. Its product is annotated as magnesium transporter MRS2-3. Gene Ontology annotation, biological process: magnesium ion transport. The coding region runs from base 128 to 1573 and encodes 481 amino acids. Lineage: Eukaryota; Viridiplantae; Streptophyta; Magnoliopsida; Apiales; Apiaceae. Gene Ontology annotation, molecular function: magnesium ion transmembrane transporter activity. The record is from RefSeq and is a predicted model, not a curated record. The transcript has 6 exons.
UAAACAAUUGAGGGGGACGGAGGGAGUAACUAGUAAGUGAAAGUACAGUAACUUCUUUUGACGAGAUUGUAAGUUGUAACUCUGUCAGUGUCAGAAGCCCCGAAUCCCCAGCUCUCACUAGGUGAUCAUGAGAACCUCGUACCCUCCCUUUCUUCCGAAACCCAUCGUCCCACCGCCGGAAAAUGAAGUGGACCCCACACGAACCACCAUCCCCAACCACCGUAAAAAACCCACCAGCAAACGCCCCUGGCUAGUCCUCGACUCAACAGGCCAAACCCAAGUCAUGGAAGCUGGGAAGCACGCUUUAAUGCGCCUCACUUUCUUGCCUGCUCGUGAUCUUCGGAUUCUUGAUCCAUUACUCUCUUACCCUUCUACUAUUUUGGGCCGAGAGCGCGCAAUCGUCAUCAAUCUUGAACAUAUCAAGGCUAUUAUUACUGCCCAGGAAGUGUUUUUGCUCAAUUUCAAGGACCCUUCUGUAGGGACUUUUGUCGAACAUCUUCAGCGCCGUGUAGCGCGCCACUAUCAGGCUGUUAAAUCUCGGGAAGGUGGGGCCAAUUCUGAAAUUACAGACUGGACCAGUUUGUAUGAUCUAGACGAUUCACAAUCAAGGCCAGCUAGUCCUUCAAAACUGUCUAGAAGCUUCCCAAAGAUGGACGAGGACAGUGAGAAAGAUGAAAAACAAGCUCUCGAUAAUCGAGAUGGGUUGAAACUGCUUCCCUUUGAGUUUAUAGCUUUAGAGGCCUGCCUUGAAGCUGCCUGUAGUUGCUUGGAUAAUGAAGCAAAGACUUUGGAGCAAGAAGCUCAUCCAGCCUUGGACAAGCUGACUUCACAUAUCAGUACACUUAAUUUGGAUCGUGUCCGUCAAAUCAAAAGUCGUUUGGUAGCAAUAACUGGACGAGUUCAGAAGGUAAGGGAUGAAUUGGAGCAGUUGCUGGAUGAUGAUGAAGAUAUGGCUGAGAUGUAUCUGACAGAAAAAAUGUUGCAACGUCUUGAAAACUCAACAAUUUCCUCUAUGAAUGACGAAGCUGGUGUCGAAGAUGGGUCAGACAUUGAUGGCACGAUCCCUGAUGAUGUCUAUGUUGAAGGUGAUUCUCAACAUAUUGACAACCAACAGAAUCAUCUGUUUGGUGCGUCUAAUGUACCUGGAAGAGACAGCCAUGGGACCCGUACCAGUACCGCUCACAGUGCUAUCAGUAAACAACUUGAUGUAGAAGAGCUGGAAAUGCUUUUGGAAGCAUAUUUUGUGCAGAUUGAUGGUACACUGAAUAAACUAUCCACACUGAGAGAGUAUGUGGAUGACACAGAAGACUACAUCAACAUCAUGUUGGAUGACAAACAGAAUCAUCUGUUGCAAAUGGGGGUCAUGUUAACUACAGCAACUUUGGUGGUGAAUGCCUUUGUGGUGGUUGCUGGUGUUUUCGGAAUGAAUAUCACCAUUGAUCUAUUUGAUCCCACUGGCAAAAGGCAUGGUCAGAAAGAGUUUCUCUUUACUAUUUUUGGCGGUACUGCUGGUAGCAUUUUCUUAUAUGUCACUGCAAUCAGCUGGUACAAGCGCAAACGCUUACUGGAUUGACUUUAAUAUUGCAUCUGAUGAAGAUUCUAAACUGCGCGCUCGGUUUGUUGAGGCUCUGUACAUAACAAAAAUCUGCAAAUUCACACUAAGCAAUUCUGUGCUGGAGUAACCAUCUCAAUGGUAUCAGUUUUGCGGAGUAUGUUCAAUCUCUGAAGACAUUGUACUGAGUAGACGGCUGGGCCUCCAGGUUUCUUUAUGUUGUCUAUAUAAUCUAUAAAAAGCUAAAUUACAAGCAUGAAAUGCAUUACCUCUUUAAAAAGUCCUCAGAAUGAAUAAAACUGCGACUUACAAGACAUGUUUAUCUUUGUUUCUCUGUUAUAUAUGACAUCCCCUUGUACAUAAAUAUAGGUUUUCUGGAUCCCUGGAACCUUUUACUA